AUGGAGCAUAAAAUUACGGAAAAUGAAAGUGGAAAUUCCGAUAAUUACGACCAUCCAAUUUCCUCUGUAAUGUACGUUACAACGAAUAUCCCAGGGAUUGGAGUUAAUGCAGAUGAUUUUGAAUCUGAAUUCACUAUUGGAUGCUCAUGUACAGAUAAUUGCGAGGAGUCUUGCUCAUGUGUUAGAGGAACUGUCAAUUACAUCAACGAUCGGUUAAAUUCUGAUAGAAAAACAGAUUUAAUUUUAGAAUGUAAUCCAGCAUGUGGUUGCCCCAAUACAUGCAAUAAUAGAUUAGUACAGAGGGGUCCACUGGACUGUCUGGAAAUAUUCCAAAGCCCUGGAAAAGGUUUUGGAUUGAGAACUAAUAAAUUGAUCUCGAUGAAUCAAUUUAUUUGUGAAUAUGCAGGCGAAGUGAUUGGCAUUGACGAAGCUAAGAGAAGAAUCGAGGAGAAUAGGAUCAAAAAAAUUAUGAAUUAUAUUCUUGUAGUGUCUGAGCACUUUGGCGACACGAAAAUUAUAACUUGCAUUGAUCCAAAAGUCUUUGGAAACAUUGGAAGAUAUUGCAAUCACAGCUGUCAACCAAGUGCCAAUCUCGUGCCUGUUAGGGUGGAAGGACUGGUUCCACGUUUGUGCUUAUUUGCAAAUAGAGAGAUUGAAGAAGGCGAGGAGGUUACAUUUAAUUAUGGGGAUGGGGUUAAGGGGAAUUUGAGUGAGACUGUCUGUUUGUGUGGAUACAGCGGCUGCAGUGGAUUUUUACCACAUCAUCCAAUUUGAAUUGAUUUAGAUAACAGUUGGAAUGGAAUGUUAUGAUCAUGUUAAGAAUUGAAUGUCUACUGAGUAAUGAAGAAGAGGGAAUAUAUGGGCAUGUCAUCAUGGAAUGGCAUACAUAGUUUGCUUCGCAUAAGCUUUGUUUAGAUUUUGAGUACCAAUACGUGAAAGGAAAUAAUCCACAAAUAAAUACCUCGAAGGAUAAAGUUUAUAGAGGAAAUGGGAAGUACUGUUUAUGGUUAAGUAACAGAUUUAAUUAUCAGUUGUUCACGAAUUUCAAAUUGUUUAUUAUCAAUAAAUAUUGGCUAAUAAUAACUGUCAA
Diachasmimorpha longicaudata is the source of this 1090-nucleotide messenger RNA. RefSeq names its product probable histone-lysine N-methyltransferase set-23. Gene Ontology annotation, molecular function: protein binding; histone methyltransferase activity; zinc ion binding. The coding region runs from base 1 to 774 and encodes 257 amino acids. NCBI's taxonomy places the organism in Eukaryota, Metazoa, Arthropoda, Insecta, Hymenoptera, Braconidae. The transcript has 2 exons. Gene Ontology annotation, cellular component: nucleus. The record is from RefSeq and is a predicted model, not a curated record.